CGCUAUCGGUAACAAAGGAGAGAGCGAGAGCGUGGAAGCGAACAGUUUUAUAUCCCAAAUACCUACAAACCGAAUACAAGAUAACAUUAACGAUGCCAUCAUAAUUUAAAUAUAUAAUAAUAAUAAACGGUGGUGUGGUCAGUCGGACAAUUUGGACAAGAAAGCAUUUUUGAGCAUCAGCAGACGACAAAGACCGACAGUACUCCAAACGAACCUAACAGGAAAGAAAAAAAAUCUUAUAUAUUUAAAUAUAUAUUUAAAUAACAUUAAAAAAAAUGUCGACGUAUAAAUACAGGUCUAUAAUGUUAAUAGGAAGUCAAACUAUUUUGGUUUCUACAAUAAAAAUCAUUUCGGAAGGCAUUUAUUAGUGCAAUGAAUGGCUUUGUAUCUUUUAUGCAUCAAAAUUUAAUAUUGCCAAAAUGGAAAUCUGGUGAGGUUUAAAUUGUCAAUAAUGAAUAAGGAGAAGAAAAUACCAGAGAUUUGCUUAAAAAUGAUGAUUGUGUUUAAUUUUUUAAACACAGAUAAUAUUAAAAUAUAUUUGUUUGAGGACUAAACCAAAUGUAAUGGAUAGUCUGGUAUCAUGUUCACAGCCAAGUACUUUAGGUAAUCUGCUAACUAUGGGGACUGCCGCAAUGGUAAAUCAGAAUGCAUCAAUACCUGGAGGACUUAUUUCAAUGGCAGCUCCAACUAGCUUACCAGACCAUCUAGUAGUGGUGCAGAACAUGAAUGGAAAUAGUAACAUUGAAGAAGAAGAACCAAAGACCGAUAUCGUUACUUCUGCAUCUGCUACAGUACAAAAUACAAUUCAGGCAACUAAAGUCAACAGUGCUCCAAUAGGAUCAACUCCGCUCCCACCCUUAAUACCAGCUGGCACGGCAGUUGCCACUCCACUAGCUGGAAUGAUGGGUCUGAGUGGAAUUCCUCAUUUGACGGCACUAACUACCCUGCCGGGAUUGGGUGUGGUUGGUCAGAUAGCGGCACCUCAGAUGGUUCAGUCUUCUGUUUCCAUGUCGGGACAGAAUGCGGUCGGCAGCAACGGUACGACUACGGUCAUCACAAAUAGUAAUGCCGGGAACAUAAUGGCUGCAAAUGGACAAACAACAGUACAGCAGGUUCCUCCUCAAAUAGCCACUCAGGGAAUACCUCAGCCUCAGAUAGCAACAACACCUCAAUUUAUUUUGGCUGCUGGACAGCCUAUUCAAGGUAUCCAAGGUGCUCAGCUUUUAAUUCCAACAUCUUCUGGUGUAGCUACUCAACAGAUAAUCACCAUCCCUGUAACUCAAUUGUCUGGUAACCAAACAGUUCAGUUAGUUGCUUCGAAUGGCCAGAUAUUUACAACUACAAUGGCAAAUCUUCAAGCAUUAUCUCAACCUGCUUCGUUACCUGCAGUUUCUGCCCCCAACACAGCAACAAAUACUGUACAACCUCAACCGAUGCUUACUACUGGAAAUUUUACUGGAAUUGGAGGACAGGUUACUGCAUUGCCGCAAUUUUAUACUAAUGCUGCAGGACAGUUGGUAGCUAUAGGACCUCAGUUGAUUGCACAUCCUAUUGUUGCAUCUAGCCAAGCAACAAAUCUUGUCCAAAUGACACCUCAACUGACUACUGCUCAAUUACAACAGCAGGGACAACAACAACCUCAAGCAGAAGAUAAGCAGACGGCAUUAUCGACUGUAAAUGCACAAACAAAUGGACAAACAAUAAUAACAACAAAUAAAGUACAGACUGCUGUACCAAUCACUGCAAUUCCUCAGAAUGUUACAGUUAAAUCUCAACCUGCACAAAUUUCUAUUAGUCCAAUGUCAAUGACUGUUGCACAAAGGAUUCAACAAGGUCAGGGAGCAGUAUCACCACUAACUCAGGCAGUACAGCAGCAAGGAAUAUCGGUAACUUCAUCUCUGGACGGAAAUGGCACUUCACCUUCUCAUCAGUCAAAUACUAUAAGUAAUACAGAAGCCAAUGUCGUUGACGGAAUAAAUCUCGAAGAAAUCAAAGAAUUUGCCAAAGCAUUUAAAAUACGUCGACUGUCUUUAGGUUUAACCCAGACCCAAGUAGGACAAGCACUAAGUGCUACCGAAGGUCCAUCAUAUAGUCAGAGUGCCAUUUGCAGGUUUGAAAAAUUAGACAUAACGCCAAAGAGUGCUCAAAAAAUUAAGCCCGUCCUAGAACGCUGGAUGAAGGAAGCGGAAGAAAGGUACAAAAAUGGAGCGCACACCCUUACCGAAUUUAUUGGAAGCGAGACGACAAAGAAAAGGAAAAGGCGGACAUCCUUCACACCUUCGGCAUUAGAAUCGCUUAAUCAGUUUUUUGAUAAAAAUACUCAUCCUUCGGGAGCCGAAAUGACAGAGCUGGCUGAAAAACUGAACUAUGACCGAGAAGUAGUAAGAGUGUGGUUCUGCAAUAAGAGACAGGCAUUGAAAAACACCAUCAAGAAACUGAAAGGUGGAACAUUAUAAUGUUAGAUAUCUGUGCGAACGUGGGAAAAAUGCAAAGAAAAUUGUCAUGUGGAUUGCAUUAAUUUAAUUAGGCUAUACUCGUUUAUAUAGUAUAGUGUGAGAGUCGACAAAUUGUCGUAUUUGUAAUUUUAUUGACAAAAAUCAUCUGUAGAUAGUGCAUAAUGUAUUUGUGGAAAGUACAGUUGCCAUCUUAUCACAUAUACAAAAAAAACACAAAAAAAAAA
Centruroides sculpturatus (bark scorpion) is the source of this 2680-nucleotide messenger RNA. RefSeq names its product POU domain, class 6, transcription factor 2-like. Lineage: Eukaryota; Metazoa; Arthropoda; Arachnida; Scorpiones; Buthidae. The transcript has 15 exons. Gene Ontology annotation, biological process: regulation of transcription by RNA polymerase II. The coding region runs from base 564 to 2456 and encodes 630 amino acids. Gene Ontology annotation, molecular function: RNA polymerase II cis-regulatory region sequence-specific DNA binding; DNA-binding transcription factor activity, RNA polymerase II-specific. The record is from RefSeq and is a predicted model, not a curated record.